Molecule: messenger RNA, 1864 nt
Organism: Odontomachus brunneus
Lineage: Eukaryota; Metazoa; Arthropoda; Insecta; Hymenoptera; Formicidae
Gene: UQCR-C2
Product: cytochrome b-c1 complex subunit 2, mitochondrial
Exons: 7
Coding region: 120-1454 (444 amino acids)
Cellular component (GO): mitochondrion
Molecular function (GO): metal ion binding
Source: RefSeq, a predicted model, not a curated record
UAUUGGGCAAUGCUCAGAUUGGUCAGCGUGUUUCUCUCUCUCUUAUACGACUAAUGGCGCCGUCUCGGCUGUCUACGUCUGUCUGAUCAACUCUUCUGCUUUUCCUGAAAACACGAGAAAUGGCUUGCUCCGCUGUGCGGUCGCCUGUCCUUCGUAGCCCUACGGUAAGACACUAUGCAGUUGCAGCGGCAACUCAAUGCUCUACUGCGGCAGUCCCUGAACUUCAAGUACUAUCAAGCAAUAAAGUGACUAUUGCUGCGAUCGAUAACAAUAAUCCUAUUGCCCAAGUGUCAAUUAUCUUCAGAGCUAGUUCACGCAAUGAGACUUACAAUACACAAGGUAUAGCACAUCACCUUCGUAUAUUUGCUGGUUUGAGCACCUGCAGAUCGAGCGCUUUUGGUAUAACCAGAAAUCUCCAACAAUUUGGUGGAAAUUUAACUGCCACUACGGAUCGCGAAAGCAUUGCUUACACCUUGCAAAUUACAAGGGAUAAAUUAAACGACACUUUGACUUUUCUGGAGGACGUUGCUACCCAACAAGUGUUCAAACCAUGGGAGAUAUCCGAUCAACUGCCUAGGUUACGCUACGAGUUGUCCGCUGUGCCUGAAACAACUCGAAUAAUGGAAUUACUGCACAAAGCGGCGUAUCGCAGCGGACUCGGUUAUUCUCUAUACUCACCAAAGAGGCAACUCGGGAAGAUCAAUACAGAGACUCUGCAACACUUCGUUAACACCUGGUUCACUGGCUCCAACUGCGCGGUCGUGGCUACUGGCGUUCCGCUGCAGAGUGUGUCGCAGUUUGCCACGAAUCUGAAAGUAGCUUCCGAGGAUAAAGUCCCGGAAGCGACAAAGUAUUACGGAGGAGAACUUCGCAAGGAACGAACGUCCGAGUUGACUACUGUGGCAGUAGCCGUAGAAGCCUCUGGUUUUAACAAAGAGAAAGAUGCUCUCGCUUACGCUAUAUUACAGAGAACGGUCGGUGAUGGGCCUCAUGUGAAAUGGGGCAUUAGUGUGUCUCCAUUGCAGAGGCAGGUGUCCAGCGCAGCGAGCGUCGAUCAAUUCGCCAUCUCGGCAUUUAAUGCUAGUUACAGCGACUCCGGAUUGUUCGGCUUUGUCAUGUGCUCGAUGCCCAGUGUUGCUGGUUCCAUAACAAAAGCUGCCGUCUCGUGUCUGAGAUCGCUAAACAUCUCCGACGCGGAUAUUGCUCGCGGUAAGGCCACGUUGAAGGCGGAGAUUAUGUUCGCCGCAGACGAUAAUACCACGUUGCUGGAAAAUUUGGGACAACAGGCGCUUUUCAAGAAACGCGUGUAUAAGCCAUCCGAUCUUGUCGCACAAGUGGACAAAAUAAGCGCGUCUGACGUCAAAUCGAUUGCCGGAAAAUUCAACAACGGGAAAUUGUCUGUGGCUGCGAUUGGCGAUCUAAGUACCGUUCCAUACAUCGAUCAAUUACAUUAGAUGUGUAACAUUGAAAAUCCUAGGCGGUGAAUCGCCGAUUCCGAAUUCUCGCGUUCACAAUUUAGAGACGUGCACGUUCAUCAGUGUAAAAAGAGUCGAUUUGCAAUAUUAAUAUAAAAAUAACAAUUGUUGUAGAGCUUGUUAUAGUGUAGAGUACCUCCUGCCCCUGGAGGAACUCGUUCACCUAUGAUAUAUGAAGACAAAAUAUGGUGAAUAAAACAAAUAGGAUAUUGAAAUAUUUACAAGUUUGUUCUGUUCUACACAUUUCUCGACGGCACUCUCAUAAAUCAUGCAUACGGUUAUGCGAAACAGUAGAAGCAUGUGUCCUAUCAAAGUCGCACAUCUUGGAUGAUUUAUACGAGAUUAAAAACAAUUUUGCUUUGUAAUUUAAUAAAGUUUUAUUUCUUCUA